Messenger RNA from Dromiciops gliroides (monito del monte), 2322 nucleotides. RefSeq names its product ankyrin repeat and SOCS box containing 10 (gene ASB10). The transcript has 6 exons. Bases 167 to 1570 code for a protein of 467 amino acids. Gene Ontology annotation, biological process: intracellular signal transduction. Lineage: Eukaryota; Metazoa; Chordata; Mammalia; Microbiotheria; Microbiotheriidae. Gene Ontology annotation, molecular function: protein binding. The record is from RefSeq and is a predicted model, not a curated record. Gene Ontology annotation, cellular component: nucleus; cytoplasm.
CUUUGCCUCUCCCGCUCCCUCCCCUAUCUCUCCCCCUCUCUCUGCCUCUUCUUUCUCGCCUCCAGUCUCACCUCUCCCUUUUCUGUCUCUUCCCUGAACUUGAUUUCUCUUUCCUUUUUUCCACAAUAUCUAUGUCCUCAACCCUUGAACCCGGUACCCUUUCCUUAUGGGUAGCCCCUCGUCCCCAGAAGAUUGCAGAGAGCUGGGGGGUGGCCCGCAUAGUAGCCUUUGUGCCAGGUUGGUUGAGAAAGCAGACAAAGAUCCUGGAGAGGGUCAGGGGCCAGGUCGUGGGCCCAUAAUUACCAGGACAGCCUCGGGGCCCACCUUGGAGUUCUGGCAAGCUGUGCUGGUCGGGGAUGUGGCCUCUGUCUCCCAUCUCUUGGCCUCCCCUGGCACUGGCCUCACCCCGGAUGUUGUCUUUGACACCAGCGACCCAGAGAGAUGGAGAGAUUUCAGAUUCAACAUUCGAGCUCUGAGACUUUGGUCUCUGACCUAUGUGGAAGAACUGACCACCCCGAUACAUGUAGCAGCCAGCCGAGGCCAUGAGCAAGUUCUCCAGCUGUUGCUAAAUCGAGGAGCCCAGCCAGAUGCUGCCCCCGGGGGUCGCACUGCCCUGCAUGAAGCAUGUAUCUCUGGCCAUGCACCCUGUGCCCGACUGCUGCUUGUAGCAGGAGCUGACCCUGAUAUUCCAGACCAGGAUGGGAGGCGCCCUUUACACCUGUGCCAGGGGCCUGGUGCCCUCCAGUGUGCAGAGCUGCUGUUGCGUUUUGGUGCCCGCGUGGAUGGUCGAUCUGAGGAAGAAGAGGAGACCCCUCUCCAUGUGGCUGCCCGAGGAGGGCUGGUAGAGCUGGCUGCAUUACUCUUGAGGAAGGGAGCCUGCCCAGAUGCCCGCGAUGCUGAAGGCCGGACCCCUCUUCUGGCUACCUGCUCAGUACCUUUCCUUCCCUCGGCUGAGGCUGAGGCUGAGGUGGCCACCUCCAGGUGUCUCCGCCUGUGCCACCUGCUUCUCUCUGCAGGCGCCGAUGCAGACGCCAUGGAUCACGACAGGCAGCGGCCCCUGCAUCUGGCCUGUCGUCGUGGCAAUGUGGCUGUGGCUGAGCUACUCCUGUCCCGAGGGGUCAGCGUCAAUGCCAUGGACUAUGGUGGCCAUACAGCCUUGCACUGCGCCUUGCAGGGUCCAGCUACUGCCCUGCCCUGUAGCCCAGAACAAGUGGUCCGAGCACUGCUCAAUCACGGUGCUGUCCGAAUCUGGCCUGGAGCCCUUCCCAAGGUGUUGGAACGCUGGUGUGAAUUUCCCCGGAUAAUUGAGGUUUUGAUAAAUACCUACAGUCUUGUGAAGCUGCCUGGGGAUGCAAUGGACUUUAUACCCCCAGAGGUCCUGCAGAAGCAUCGAGAUUUCUACUCUUCCCUCUUCACCCUGGUGGGUCGGCCAAGAUCCCUGAAGCACCUGAGUCGUUACGCUCUACGGUCUCACCUGGCUGGUUGCUUGUCCGAGGCACUGCCCCAGUUACCCCUGCCUCCUUGCCUCCUUCGCUACUUACAGCUAGACUUUGAGGAUGUUCUCUAUUAGAAAUUCCUGGAAAGAUUACCUGGGAAACAGUUCAUCCAGCCCAGCCCCCCCAGAAGCUGUAACUAGAGAAGUGGGACUGUGGCUUUGAUUCCCGGGUGCUGACAUCCAGGGAUGUGCUUCCACGGUAGUCCAGAGACCAAAGAUCCCAAAGUCCUUCACUUGCCUGCCCUUCCAUCACUGGCCAUUCUCACCUAGCCCCAUGCUACUACCCACAAGGAUUCUAUCCCCAUCGGUACCCCUCUCCCAAGGUCCCUCCUACGUCUAAGACCUUGAGGGGAAGUAGUUUAGACUCUCUUUGCCCCCGCUUUUAGCCCCGGGUGAAAGAAUUCCUAGUUAGAAUUGUACCUCCCUGGCUCCCUGCCUAAAUCUGAGUCCAGGGAAACAGAGUGCCUGGGGCCAACUCUGGGCCUGGCUUGCCCUAUGGAGAAAGAUACUGGGACUGCAGACAACUGAUACCAGAAGGGCAGAAAGAUGCUGGCACUGGAAAAUGGAGAGAAAAGAAGACUGUAACAGAAUAUUGAUAGAGGAGGACGAAAGAGAACUUCAUUUUGGGGUGGUUUCCCUCGGUAUCUAUGGGAGCUUUCUUCUUUGUAUUCCCCUUUCCUUGUUGCAGUCUAUCCUUUCCCCAUUGCAGUGCAUCUUUGCACAUUCUCCUUUAAACUCAGGCUCUGGACGUGCAUUAAAAUGUACAGUGUUGUCUCUUGUUUAUCUCUCUGUACUGGCUCGCCUGGAAAGGACAUAUGCACAAGUAU